GUACGUUGAUGUGCUGGCGCUUGGCUUAAUGGAUCCAGCAAACGAUGCCUCUAUUGAGGAGAUGGAAGCGGAGAAGGAGGAACAUGCAGAAAUAACGACUCCGAUAGCCCAUGCCUUUGAUGCAAAGGAACGUACAGACGACGUUCUACUGUCUGCUGUUGACUCGGAGACCAGCUCUGGCGCUCCUUCGUCUGCCCUAAAGGUGAAGAGUUCGCCUUCGUUUGCAUCAAUGGGUCUGUCAGUGAACGUUCUGAAGGGCUUGCACGCUGCCGGCUUCCAACGACCCUCCCCCGUCCAGAUAAAAGCUAUUCCCCUUGGCAGGAUGGGUCUAGACAUGAUCGUUCAGGUACAUCAUCCAGAAUCUGUUGCAUUAUUUGAAAUGUCCGUAAUUUUUGACCUUUUCUAG
Messenger RNA from Dibothriocephalus latus, 406 nucleotides. The record is from the annotation of a GenBank genome assembly. NCBI's taxonomy places the organism in Eukaryota, Metazoa, Platyhelminthes, Cestoda, Diphyllobothriidea, Diphyllobothriidae.